Messenger RNA from Gavialis gangeticus (Gharial), 4148 nucleotides. It is a transcript of the gene PRPH2, whose product is annotated as peripherin 2. Gene Ontology annotation, cellular component: membrane. Gene Ontology annotation, biological process: visual perception. The transcript is spliced from 3 exons. The record is from RefSeq and is a predicted model, not a curated record. Lineage: Eukaryota; Metazoa; Chordata; Crocodylia; Gavialidae. Bases 283 to 1332 code for a protein of 349 amino acids.
AACUUCUAGAUUGUUUCUUCUUUGCUUGGAAGGGACCACCAGAAAUAGCUGUAGGCGCUUUUUGCCAAUUAUUUUUAUUAAUGUAUAAGUAACUUGGCAUUUUAGAUAUUUACUUGCUCAAACCAUAGGUUAGGGAACUCAAGAUGGACAGACCAAGCAAUGGCUUCGUUAAAAUGAUCUCAUUCAGAGUUUUUUAACUAUCUGGAUGGUUCUUUCUAAAAUUUCUCACAAUCAAGGAAAGGAUUGAUACCGUGCAGUCUUCCAGUAUCCAACAUUACAAAGAUGGCGUUGAUGAAAAUCAAAUUUACCCAGAAGAAGAGAGUAAAAUUAGCUCAGGGACUAUGGCUCAUGAACUGGUUUUCAGUGUUUGCAGGAAUCCUUGUUUUUAGCAUGGGAUUGUUCCUCAAAAUUGAGCUCCGGAAGCGAAGUGAAGUGAUGGACAACUCUGAAAGCCAUUUUGUGCCCAAUUCCUUGAUAUUGAUGGGAAUAUUAUCCUGCACCUUCAAUGGCUUUGCUGGCAAAAUUAGCUAUGAUUCUCUGGAUCCCACCAAGUUUGCAAAGUGGAAGCCUUUUCUGAAACCUUAUCUGGCAUUAUGUUUCCUUUUUAACACCCUCAUUUUUCUCACUGCCCUGAUUUGCUUUCUCAUGAGGGGCUCCCUGGAGAAUACACUAACCCAGGGGCUAAAGAAUGGCAUGAAGUUUUACAAGGAUACAGAUACCCCGGGAAGAUGCUUCAUGAAGAAGACAAUUGACAUGCUCCAAAUUGAAUUCAAAUGCUGUGGGAACAAAGGUUUCAAAGACUGGUUUGAGAUUCAGUGGAUCAGCAACAGAUACCUGGACUUCAGUUCUAAAGAAGUGAAAGAUCGAAUUAAAAGCAAUGUGGAUGGAAGAUACUUGGUUGAUGGAGUCCCCUUCAGUUGCUGCAAUCCUAAUUCCCCAAGACCGUGUAUCCAGUACCAGAUCACUAACAACUCAGCGCACUACAGCUAUGACUAUCAAGCAGAGGAUCUCAACCUCUGGGACACCGGCUGCAAGGAUGCACUUCUGCGCUACUACACCAACAUGAUGAGCUCCAUGGGCAUUGUUGUCCUCUUCGUCUGGAUCUUGGAGGUGACAGUGAUGAUUGGUUUGCGUCUUUUGCACACUGCCCUAGAAAGCAUUGCAAAUCCUGAAGACCCUGAAUGUGAAAGUGAGGGCUGGCUUCUGCAGCAAAGCAUGAAGGAAACUAUCAAGCUCGUGUUGGACACUCUGAAACAGCUUGGUAAGACCAAUCAGGUAGAAGCAGGAGCCGAAGGCGGUGAACCGACUCCAACCGUUGCAACUGUCAGCUGAGCUUCUUGAUUGACGUGGACUUUCACUGAAGUUAAAUGAAAAACUGAAAACUGUGAAGAUUUACUUUAAAAUGUAUGAAACAUCAAAAACACAUUUCUACAUACACCUUUUUAUAUAUGGCAGCUGUGAUGCAUUGUACUUUGGAGAGAUACAUCUAUCCUCAUAGUGAGUACAUGUGAUACUCAUAACUUCCAUGGGGCAUGACCCCAGCUGGGGUUUUUAGACUCCUACUCACUUGUUAGGGAUUGUUAAAUCAAUACAUAACUACAAGCAGUUCGUUAUGCCUCAAACGAAUGUAAAUUAAAAACAAUUAGUUGACAUCAUUUUGUGAUUCUUUCCAUUUCUUUUUCUUGGAAAUAAGAAAAGAAAUUUGAAAAAAACUAAUAGUUUUUUUUAUUCAGGUUUACAAAGGUAUUCAAACAACAUACCUUGCAUUUUUAAAGUUAAGGCAAUCUGGUUGGUCUUCUGGGGAGUACAAACAUCAGAAACCAAACUGAAGAAAAUGCAUUCAGAAACAUAUAACACUUUUUAACUACUAUUUUAAGAAAUCUAUCUUGAGACAAGAUCUUUGUUAAUAUACUAAGAGAUGAUAUUUUAUCUUAAAUUCAUAAGAUGCACAUAAUAGAGCAGAAAAAAACUGUACUGAGAAUUUAUGAACUGCAAAAAUUGCAGUAUUGUGGAACAGUGCAACUAACAUGACAACAUUAAGCUAACAUUUGUGCUUACUGUUUCUCAGAUAUUUUCUGCCAAUAUAUCCUGAAUGAGCAUGGUAGAUAGUACACUGGAUCUUAUAUAUAAAUUAGCAAAGGGUUGAGGGCUCCUCCUCUCAUGGGCUGAAUCAGUAAUUUGUGCAUCUGUAAUGGUUAUUCUGCAUACACCUGACCAGUUAAAAAGUGUAUGAAAUGUUAAGAUUUUUUUCUCCAGAAUAUGUGUGAUAACCAGCUCCAAAAACAAGACCAGAAAUGGUACCUUGGAAAUCAACACUUUAAGUACAGGAGCUUUCUAAGUUAUUGGCAAAUCCAUUCAAUUUGUCCACCAGUAGUCUAGCCCUUAGACCCUUGAGGAAAAUAAAUCUUUUCAAACUGGCCCUGAAAAGACUAGCUGGCCAGUUUUUAGUCCUUUGAUUUCCUUUACCAGUAACCACACUGAAGAAAAGCUGCUGAGGGAGACAAGCUAGGGUGCCCCUCUAUGAAUCGUCCAAUUCAUAGAGUCAGGUAUUAUUUGUAGGUGCAUUUUGAACAUACAGCACAUCCUAGAAUUAGUCGGAGGAUCCGCAAGCAGUUAUUUAUUUUAAACUCAAAAAAGUUGGAAUAAAACAUGGACUGAGUUGGCGGUGGUAUUUGGGAUCCUGUAAAGGAAUAGAACUUUAUCUUUGGUAUCUGCACAGCUGCCAGAUAAGCCCAGCUAAAGAAAAGCAAAUGGUAGAGGGCAAAACUUAGCCUAACCCUUAUUGUUAGUAGUAGAAUGACAGAGCUAAAGAUACCAGCUCAACUUCUGAGGUCAGGCAUCAACAUUUUUAACUAAAUCUGCAUGAUUUUACUACUCUCUGCUCUAACUGGGAAUAUUUUCUGAAAACAUCUUUGCAGUCCAGUUGUUGCUGGUUUUCAGAUGCUAUGUUGACAGGUACCUGAUCGCUGUACAGCUAAGUAGUUUUGAUUUUCAAUCAGCUGUUUGUUUUCCCCAGCUGUAUUCCAGAGUCACAGCUACUGUAGCAUUUGUUUAAACUAAUGGACAGCUCCUCUUGUCAUGGGUAAAAGCAGAUAAUAUAAUGUGAGAGCUACAGAUAUUCUGUAUGUUGAGCCAUAUCCUACAUUUUAGCAUCCAGACUAUUACAUGAAGGGUUGUUUUUUUUUUCUUGUUGUACCUUUCCAUUUCCUCAAAUGGAUCUAAACAGGGUUCUUUGCUUUUGGUGUGGAAAAAAAAAUUAAAUUCUCUCUCCCUAACAAGAAGGAAACAGAAUGAGGGUGUUAACAGAAAAGCUUGUUUGCUGAACACUACUGGCUACACAUCUAGCUUUGCUGAAGGAAAAUGUGCACGGCAGAGCUGCACAAUGAGCACAAACUGCUUUGUUCUCAGUAAGAGAGCUACAUGGCCUGCUGCUUCUCUCAGCUGGUCCAUUGCCGAGGACAAGCUGUUGACAGGUGUAUCAUAUGUUCAAACCCGUCAGUCAGAAUGGUUUUCAAAGGGGAACCAGGUGGAGAAGAAUUCCAGUACAGGGAGUCCAACCUCUCUGCGUGAGCUGCCACUGUUCUGUCCCCUAUCAAUGCCAUCAAAACUUGGGGGUGGGGGAGGAAGGAUGUAGGUUAAUUGCUAACCUAGGUGUUUGGCUUAGCCUAUCACGUAUUCCCUUUACAUGUGGCUCUGUCCCAUUAUCUGUGCUUCCUAUUUUGUUCACUACAUUGCUUAAGAGACAUAACAAACCAUCGGGGGCUUCUUCCAACACCACGCAGUCAAAAAGCUGAACCCCAAAGCAAUGGCCUCACUGUGUUAGAUAACCUGACAGACCGUAGAAGACAAAUUUGCGUAAGGACACAAGCACGGUAGCGUGUUACUGAAACUGGAUCUCAUGCAAAUAAAACAAAUCGUAAAUAUGCUAACAUUGUCUAUGCUGAAGCCUCCCAGUUAAUGAAGGCCUUUGUACUAUCUCAUGGUUAUUACUUGACUGUAAUAUGACAGCUUUGUAUUAUAUAACCUGUAACAUAAAAUGUAUUUGUCCACUCUGUCAGAAACAAGAGAAUCUGUAACAUUGUAAAUGCUGUUCUAGACAUAUUCAACUUUGCUGCUUGCAAAUGUAAAUUUAGAUAUUAAAAAGAUAC